AAGACAAAAAUGAAAAGUAGAAGUGGAGCUCGUUUGUUGCGCACGCGAAGCGUAAACACGAGCACCUAAAAACCGCCGUACCCCGUGAGCAAACGGCACUUGGAGGAAACAUCCUCCACCGGCCCGGGGGGGAAAAGGAUCAAACAACGGGGAUAUAGAAAAGAACCUGAAAAGCGCCAAACAAAAACAGCCGGCUUUACGGUGAAAAAACGAAAAAUUGACGGAAGCAGCAAACGGGCCGUUCCACUCGACGUCUCCGUGCCUCACCUCCUAAUAAAAUUACUCUUCUUCAAGUCUUGAUAACGACAUGCUCCUCGUUCUCGUUACUCGAAAGCAACAGCUGCAACUGCAGCUGCGUCCCUCAGCUCCCGUAGCUGUUAGUUACGAAUAUUCUAUUCCAUUCUAGAGAGAGAAAAAAACGAAAGAGUUAUAUUUCAUAACAGACGUCUAGACAGAGAAAAAGCACGAAGCAUCAAUAGCCAAAAGAAAAAAAAAAUAGAACCUCCGUAAUCUCAAAGCAAUUUCAUUUUACACAGAGAGAGAGACAGAAGACGAACAUACAUUUUUGUAUAUAUGUAUGUAUAGAAACAGAAUUUCAGAAUCCUAAAUCGUCGUGAAUGCGAAAUUUUUCUUUGAAAAGAUUUGACUUGAAUUGCAGUUAUAUUGAAUUUUAAACGAGAAUGCAAGGGGAGGCGAUUUCGAUUCGGGAGAAUGAGAGGGCUAAAAGUGUGGAUGUGGAGACUUCCGAGGAAGAGAAACGAAGAACUAGCAGCAGAUCUCUGAAGAAAAAGGCAAUGAGUGCAUCUACGAGGCUCACUCAUAGCCUCAAGAAGCGUGGGAAGCGGGUGGCCGAAUGCCGAUAUGCCGCGAUUUCGAUCAAUGAUGUUCGAGACGCGAAGGAAGAAGUGGCUGUGAAUGCGUUUCGCCAGGCAUUGAUUGCAAAAGAUUUGCUUCCGCCUCACCAUGAUGAUUAUCACACAUUAUUGAGGUUUCUAAAGGCUCGAAAGUUUGACCUUGAUAAAACUCUCUUGAUGUGGUCAGAAAUGCUCAACUGGAGGAGAGAGCAGGGAGUAGAUUCUAUCAUACAGGAUUUUAUAUAUGAUGAAUAUGAAGAAGUUCAGCGAUAUUAUCCUCAUGGUUACCAUGGUGUAGACAAAGAGGGCCGACCUGUUUAUAUAGAAAGACUUGGCAAAAUUGAACCUAGCAAGCUAAUGAGUGUCACUACAGUGGAUCGGUUUUUAAAAUAUCAUGUUCAGGGAUUUGAGAAGACUUUUGCUGAGAAAUUUUUUGCGUGCUCUAUUGCAGCCAAGAGGCAUAUAGAUUCUACAAUAACAAUAUUGGAUGUGCAUGGCCUGAACUGGAUGAGUUUUGGAAAGGUUGCACAUGAUCUAGUUAUGCGUAUGCAGAAAAUUGAUGGUGACAACUAUCCUGAGACAUUACAUCAGAUGUUCAUUGUAAAUGCUGGUAGUGGAUUCAAACUGCUAUGGAACACAGCAAAAGGUUUUCUUGAUCCAAAGACUACUGGAAAGAUAAAUGUUUUAGGCAAUAAAUUCCAAAAUAAGUUGUUAGAAGUUAUAGACCCAAGCCAAUUGCCAGAAUUCCUUGGUGGAUCUUGUUCAUGUCCAAAUGAAGGUGGUUGUCUUAGAUCUAACAAGGGGCCCUGGAAUGAUCCAGAAAUAAUGAAACUGGUACAUGCUGGAGAAGCAAUGAUCUUGAGGAAAAUGAAGAGUUUUUCUGAUGACGAUGAUUUUGAAAUCAGGCCAUUUCCCUCUAAGGUUUCUAGAAGUGAAAUAUCUUCUUCUAAUUUAGGCUUAGAUAUAAAGCCAAAUACAUCAAGCUUCAUUCAACAAAUGCCACUUUCUGAGAAAGGAAGAAGGAUGGGUGAUCCUGCUUCUCUCUGCAACCUGAUUGAAUACAUUCCAGCAAGAGUUGAAGUAUCUAGUUCAACAAAUGAUUCAGCCAAUAGUGUCAGCACAACAAUAGUGCAGAAGAAGUUCAUUCCUCAUAUAACAAGUUUUGUAGUUCACUUCAUGCUCAAAUUGUUAGCAUGGAUAUAUCUUCUUGUGCCAGCAGUGGGGAGAAUUUUUUCAGUCCGACGUGCAGACAGACAAUUACCUAACCAACACAACCUACCAGUGGCAGAUUCAAGUUCUCAAGAGCAACACAUCUCACGGGAAAUAAAAGAGGACUCACUCCAGCCAUGCUGGCAGAGGUUGCAACAUUUAGAAACAAUGGUAAAUGAGCUGGUUAGCAAACCUACCAAAAUUCCUCCUGAGAAAGAGGACAUGCUUCUUGAAUCUUUGAGUCGGAUUAAAUCUAUAGAACAUGAUCUGCAGAAGACAAAGAAAGCUCUGCUUGCGACUGCAUCAAAACAGGUGGAGCUUGCUGAGUCAUUCGAAAAUCUUAAAGAGAGUACCUUAGCUGGAGUGAAUUCAUGUUGGCCAAGAAAUUGCAAAACUUUUUCCCUGGAAAGAUGAGAUGUAUUUCUUUCAAAACAAGUUUGUUGAUGUUGUUAUUGCGCAAUGUCUCUGUGUGAUUCUUAAGAAUUCAGUCAUUAACCAGAUGCAAAUUAGUUCAGCAAAUUCAAAGAGAUUAGCCAUUCUAGGUUCUUACCUUGCAGAGAAUGUCUCACUCUUCACCUGGCCAUGGAUUUCAGGAUGUUUCAGAUAAGCAUCGCAGUGAGCAUGACACACCUGUAUGGUAUUCCUCGUGAUUCUGUACAUAGCAAAGAUCAUUUGGUUCCUUUUUUUUCCUCAGACUGAAAAUAUGCAAACCACAUUGACAUUAGUAUUGAAAACCAAAUGCUCAUUUCAGAAAAGAGUUCUACUAGAAAAUUUUAUGAAUCGAGGCAAUUUAAUGCACAAUCGUUGUUUCAACAUUAA
Messenger RNA from Hevea brasiliensis (rubber tree), 2882 nucleotides. RefSeq names its product phosphatidylinositol/phosphatidylcholine transfer protein SFH9. The record is from RefSeq and is a predicted model, not a curated record. The transcript has 16 exons. Bases 681 to 2477 code for a protein of 598 amino acids. Lineage: Eukaryota; Viridiplantae; Streptophyta; Magnoliopsida; Malpighiales; Euphorbiaceae.